Rhagoletis pomonella (apple maggot) is the source of this 3509-nucleotide messenger RNA. RefSeq names its product exostosin-1 (gene ttv). Gene Ontology annotation, cellular component: membrane. Gene Ontology annotation, molecular function: glycosyltransferase activity. Lineage: Eukaryota; Metazoa; Arthropoda; Insecta; Diptera; Tephritidae. The record is from RefSeq and is a predicted model, not a curated record.
AUUUGUUUUGACAAGUACACUUCGUUUGGUGUUUAGGUAAUGGACUUUUAUGUGUGUUGUUUCGUCUUUAAUGUCAAAAUUUCCAACAAUGGGAUGGUCGGUCCGAAUAUUUCAUACAUAAAAUUCUUUGAGAAAAGCUGUUGUAUUAUUGACCAAUUUUGUGGAUUAAAAAAGAAUAAUCAAGUACAUAUAUGAGAACAAUACGAUAUGUAAAAUUAUGGGAUUCAAGUUUUGCUGAAGCCAAUAAACUCACCGCGCCUCGGGUUGGCGGCGGCAGCGUUGUGUAUAUACUGCAAUGAAAAUGCGACGAAUUGAAAAAAAACUUGCAUUCAUUAGCUAUUGGCAUUAACGAAAGGUCCUGUUAAAUAUUUAUUAUCCUGGAAGUUUGGUGCGAAACGUGCAAUAAACCGUGAAUAUUGAAGAGUUGGUGAAUGUAUGAAUUAGCGAAUUAAGUAAUCCUUAUCAAAAUGAAACAAGUGUGCGAUUCGAAGAAAGUGAAAUAUAUCUAUAUAUCUAAUUUGCAACCACUCCUAAAACGCGAAUUUAUAUAUGAUCGCUGGAAUCGAAAGACUUCUUCAAUAAAAAAGCAAGUGCAAUAAUUUGGAUGUACCAAUAGCGCUGAAAAGAGGCGUCCAAUCAAAUAUGCAAGCGAAAAAGCGAUAUAUUUUGGUUUUUGUUUCAUGUGCAUUUCUUGCAUAUUGCUAUUUUGGUGGUUACCGCCUCAAAAUUGGUGAUGGGUCCCAUCGCAAUCUUCAAGUCGUAGAUUUGGUUACUCGAGCUCGACUCCUUGAAAAGUUACCCAGCUAUAAAACUAUCGAAAUGGAACGCAUUCCAUAUGGGAUCGAUGGAAUUGUCACAGCAAACCAUCUACAUGAUGAUAAUGGAACCCCGAAGCAAAAAUUGAUAAAAUCACGUUCUUGUCGUAUGGAAAGCUGUUUUGAUUUUACCAAAUGUUACGGAGAAUUUUUGGUCUAUGUAUAUCCACCGGAGCCUCUGAAUUCCUUGGGUGCAGCACCUCCAAUAUCUGCUAAUUACCAAAAGAUAUUAUCCGCGAUUCGAGAAUCGAGAUACUAUACAUCUCAACCUGAGCGAGCUUGCUUGUUCGUGCUAGCAAUCGAUACCCUUGAUCGAGAUUCUUUGUCGAAUGAUUACGUGCGAAAUGUUCCGUCGAGACUAGCGCGUUUGCCUUAUUGGAACAACGGUAGAAAUCACCUUAUAUUCAACUUAUACUCCGGAACAUGGCCUGAUUACGCAGAGGACUCGCUUGGUUUUGAUCCAGGUGAAGCUAUACUCGCAAAAGCAAGCAUGAGUGUAUUUCACGUCCGUCAGAAUUUCGAUAUUAGUAUACCUCUGUUUCAUAAACAGUUUCCUUUGCGUGCGGGGGCUUCUGGUCUAGUCCAAACCAACAAUUUUCCAGCUAAUAAAAAAUAUUUAUUAGCUUUCAAAGGAAAAAGAUAUGUACAUGGAAUUGGCUCUGAAACACGAAACUCAUUAUUUCAUUUGCACAAUGGACGCGAUAUCAUUCUGGUUACCACUUGUCGACAUGGAAAGAGUUGGCGUGAACUACAGGACGGCAGAUGCGAUGAAGAUAAUCGCGAAUAUGACAAAUAUGACUAUGAAACUUUGCUGCAAAACUCAACGUUUUGCUUGGUGCCUCGCGGGCGACGUUUGGGAUCUUUUCGGUUUCUAGAGGCGUUACAAGCGGGCUGCAUUCCGGUUUUGCUGUCAAAUGGCUGGGUACUGCCCUUUGAGUCAAAAAUCGAUUGGAAAGAGGCUGUUGUCUGGGCUGACGAAAGAUUGUUGCUACAGGUCACAGAAGUAGUCCGCUCUAUAUCAUUGGAAAAGAUUUUAGCAUUACGACAGCAGACGCAAGUACUUUGGGAACGCUAUUUUGGAUCUAUUGAAAAAAUAGUCUUUACUACCUUUGAGAUUAUACGCGAACGCUUACCAGAUUAUCCCAUUCGUAAUACAUUUGUAUGGAAUACCUCGCCAGGAGCUCUCCUAACGCUUCCAACAUUUGCUGAUAGUUCUAGAUAUAUGCCAUUUUUAUUGGAUGCCAUGGGAGUCGAACCCCGUCACAAUUACACAGCUGUCAUUUAUGUACAAAUUGGUUCGGUAUUGGGGCCAAAUACUGCAUUAUACAAAUUAAUCAAGACAAUUUCAAAAAGUCAAUUCGUAGAUAGAAUUUUGGUUCUCUGGGCAGCUGAUCGUCCAAUUCCGUCAAAGAAAAGAUGGCCCACAACCAAUCACAUACCAUUCCAUAUAAUAACUUUAAGUGGCGCCACUAUGGGAAAAUCCUUUCGUUCAAUGAAAAACGAUGCUGGGGAGAAGUUCUUUAAUGGUACCAUGCUUUCCGUGGGAGUAGCAGCUAAUCAAAAACCAAAACAUAUCAGGGAGGAAACUUUAGAUCUCUUCGACGAACGUCCUAGCAUAUCACAGCGUUUCUAUCCGUACGCUGAAAUACAAACAGAUGCUGUACUCUCCCUGGAUGAAGAUUCGAUACUCAACACAGACGAGUUGGAUUUUGCAUAUACAGUUUGGCGAGACUUUCCGGAUCGUAUUGUUGGCUAUCCAGCGCGAGCUCACUUCUGGGAUGACUCAAAGAACGCUUGGGGUUACACAUCGAAAUGGACUAACUACUAUUCCAUAGUUUUGACUGGUGCAGCUUUCUAUCAUCGAUACUACAAUUACUUGUACACUAAUUGGCUAUCAUUGUUGCUUCUUAAGACUGUACAACAAUCAUCCAAUUGCGAAGAUAUCCUAAUGAAUUUACUGGUAUCGCAUGUAACGAGAAAACCACCGAUUAAAGUGACACAGCGCAAAGGGUACAAGGAUCGCGAAACAGGCCACUCGCCGUGGAAUGAUCCGGAUCAUUUCAUACAGCGCCAGAGCUGCCUCAAUACAUUUGCAGCCGUUUUUGGUUAUAUGCCACUGAUCCGUUCAAAUCUACGCCUUGAUCCGGUUUUGUAUCGGGAUCCGGUGUCCAAUCUACGUAAGAAGUACCGCCAAAUAGAGUUGGUUGGCAGCUAGCACUAUUUAAGCCUAAGCUAUCAUAAAACUAAUCUUAACUAAAUUGAGUUUAUCAGCCACAAAAAUAUACAUACAUGCAUAUUUGUAUUUAAAAUACAUAUGGAAAGCUAUAAGAGUAGUUACAGGUUUACAAAUCAAAUGUAUUUAUUGCAAUGAUAGACGAAAAGUUAAAGUUGUAGCUUGCGACUUAAUGAACAAUGUAGAAUUACUUAUAUGUAAUUGUACGCCAAGUUCAAAGAAAUGCAUGCAUGUGUGCAUAUGUAGACUGUGAACGAAAAAAGUGUCACAAUUAUGUAUAUCUAAAUUAUUUAUGAUAAGUCACAGCCACAAUAAUUUAGAUUUAGAUUUAUAAGUUAACAGGUGAUGAUGUUGAUGACGACAUGACACAGUGGUGAUUAAUUUAGGUCGCUAUUUUUACAAUAUAAAAAACUGUUUAUAAUUUAGUUAAAUUAAUGUAUAUAAAUAUAAAUAUGUAUAUG